UCCCGCGCUCCCUCACUGCUGCUCGUGUCCCCUAAUGAGGGUGUCAGUGCCGGAGCCGGCGCCAGCCGCGGUCCCCACGGCUGGCCGCGAACCCUCGUCGCCCGGCGGGGGCGCCGUCGCGGCCUCGGGUGCCGCGGUGCCAGGCUCGGUGCAGCUGGCGCUGAGCGUGCUGCACGCGCUGCUUUACGCAGCGCUCUUCGCCUUUGCCUACCUGCAGCUGUGGCGACUGCUCCUGUACCGCGAGCGGCGGCUCAGUUACCAGAGCCUCUGCCUCUUCCUCUGUCUCGCGUGGGCAGCGCUCAGGACCACGCUCUUCUCGGCCGCCUUCUCCCUCAGCGGCUCGCAGCCCGUGCAGCGGCCGCCCUCUCGCCUACACUUCUUCCCGCACUGGCUGCUCUACUGCUUCCCCUCCUGCCUCCAGUUCUCCACGCUCUGUCUCCUCAACCUCUACCUGGCAGAGGUUAUAUGUAAAGUCAGAUGUGCCACUGAACUUGACAAGCACAAAAUUCUACUGCACUUGGGCUUUAUACUGGCAAGCUUCCUCUUCUUAGCAGUGAACUUGACCUGUGCAAUGCUAGUCCAUGGAGAUGUCCCAGAAAAUCAGUUGAAAUGGACUGUGUUUGUUCGAGCAUUAAUUAAUGAUACCUUGUUUAUUCUUUGUGCCAUCUCUUUAGUUAGUUACAUAUGCAAAAUUACAAAAAUGUCAUCAGCAAAUGUCUACCUCGAAUCAAAGGGCAUGUCUCUGUGCCAGACUGUCGUCGUCGGCUCUGUCGUCAUUCUGCUCUACUCCUCCAGAGCUUGUUACAACCUGGUAGUGAUCGCCAUAUCACAGGAUACUUUAGAGAGUCCGUUUAAUUACGGCUGGGAUAAUCUUUCAGAUAAGGCUCGUGGGGAAGAUGGAAAUGGAGGAGACUACAUCGUCUUUGGAAUGGUCCUCUUUCUGUGGGAACACGUACCCGCGUGGUCAGUGGUACUGUUUUUCCGGGCACAGAGAUUAAACCAGAACCUGGCACCGGCUGGCAUGGUGAGCAGCCACAGCUACAGCUCCAGAGCUUUCUUUUUCGACAACCCAAGACGGUAUGACAGUGAUGAUGACCUGCCAAGACUGGGGAGCUCACGAGAAGGAAGUUUAUCAAACUCGCAAAGUUUGGGCUGGUAUGGCACCAUGACUGGGUGUGGCAGCGGCACUUACACAGUCACCCCGCCACUGAAUGGCCCUGUGACAGACACUGCUCCCUUGCUCUUCACAUGCAGUAACCUGGAUAUGAGGAGUCACCAUCGAUUCUACGUGACUCCACAGAACUGAGGGUUUUCCCGCGGCAGGCAUCUUGAACUGCUUUCAUGAAUGUGUAUGUGUACUCGACAUCUUUAAAAGCAUCUACAUCAACAUUGCAUCAUCUAUUGCAACUAGCAAAAUCUGGAAAUCCAGCUGUGUUUCGUGGAGAUCCUCAAAACACAGCUGUUUGUUUUGACCUCUGCAUAGUGAAAUUCAAAGUUCGGAGGAGAAAGAGAUUAGAUGCUAAGGUAGUUGAUGACCUCAGAACCUCCUAACUUUGAGUGUACAACGCACAUUUGCAUAUUUGCACUUUUACCUGUGUUCAGAAAGAAUACUUUGCAGUCCCCAAAGCCACGCUCAAGUAUUGAGUAUUCACACCAGAAUAUUAUUGUACACCAGUUCAGAAGGCAGUUUUUCCACGAAAAAUCAAAACCUAGAAAUUCAGAGGUGUACUCUCCAUGAAAUCCUUACCCAACUGCAGCUUUCGAGUGUGAUCAGUGCACAGAGUUAAGGCUUAAAAAUGUAUCAUUCCUUUUAAAAACAUGUAACAUUGAAGACAGUUUUUUAAAGCAUGUUUUGAAAACAAUUUUGAUUGAAAUUACUCCAUUAUUUGAAACAAGCGAUAGUAGAAACCCUUCAUGGUGCUGCUGGCUGGUAGUGUUCUUAACAGUGAGCCAGUGGAGACUGUGUGGCUUUGAGCAGGACUGGUCAAGUGGCUAUUCUGUAUGACUAAAGUAAGUAGCAGUUUAAGCAUGAUUCUUCCAGAAGCAAUAGUGACUUUUGCAUAGGGGGUUUCAGUAGAACUUCUUGGGACUAACAAACAAGCUUACAGAUGCACUUAGGGAUUGUUCAUUUUAAAAAGUGCUAAGUUAAAAACAGUAUGUUUUCAAAGAGUAUUCAAUUUAUUUGAAAGGAGAUGGAGCAAAUCCCACCUACUGAGUCAUGAUUGUCCUCAGGUAAAUUAAAUCAUGAGACAUUUUGCAGUGAGCUAAAGUGCAAUACUUUAUAAAAUGUGUAAUCCUGCCUUUAUUUUUCACAUUUUAUACCUUGUAUAUGGGCUAAGCCAAAUUAAUUCCAAUCAAUUCCAGUACUGGAUUAAUAAGCAAACAAGAGAAGUGUAGAGGUUAACAACACUGGGAUAGUUUAGGACUUCAUUAAAACUGUUUUAAAUAUGCUACUGUAAGCAGUGUGCUUGAGUGCAUUCAAGCCCACACACACAACAGUAGGCAAAGACAACACAAUUUUAAAAUGCACUUUCUACCUGUGUUUCUAUGGAAAGCAGAUGCUGAAUACCUCAGAUUCCAAGGGGACAGGCAGCAUAGGUUUCACGCAGGUAAAAAUGACCCCACAACAAGAUCUACCAGCUGCUUUGGAACUGGGCGAACACAGCUGCCCUCUUCUGUCUACUGACUAGAAACUGUCUUAUUUGUACUCAUACCUAAAAUCUUUCAGCUUUUUAACAACUAAUGCAGCAACUUCACAAAAAUAUAUAUGAAUCUUUAAAAACAUUGUUAAUCCUUUCUAUCUUUUGAGAGGAUGGUAUAAAGCCAAAUACUUUUCUUUUUUUAUGAACAAUCAAUUUUGAAUUCAAUCAGAAGCAUACUUAUACAUAGCAUUUGUUUGUAAGUUCUUACUGUAACAAAUGAUUUCAACUUUUAUAGUGCAGAAGCUAGCCUUGGUACUAUGAUGACAACAACCUAACUAUAGUCUACAACUGUGGAUUUCUUUUCAGUUUUUCGGUUUUUCAGAAUACCAGUUGUUUAUUUUGAUGAUGUUAGGUAUCUAACUCUAUUGUUUUUGAUAUUUUUUUCUAGUUAAGCUUCUCUACACAAACAUCCUGGUUGACAAAGUAAGCAAAGAUUACAUAAACUCUUCAGAUAAAGAAUCUCAAUUCUUUUUGCUGCACUGGUUGACUACGCUGAAUUUGAGAUUUAUUCGUUAUAUUUAUCACUGACUCAAGUACCUAAAUUCUUUUUAUGGGGAGGGGGUGUUGAGACAGGGUUUCUCUGUGGCUUUGGAGCCUAUCCUGGAACUAGCUCUUGUAGGCUUUUUU
Molecule: messenger RNA, 3329 nt
Organism: Arvicola amphibius (Eurasian water vole)
Lineage: Eukaryota; Metazoa; Chordata; Mammalia; Rodentia; Cricetidae
Gene: Gpr137c
Product: G protein-coupled receptor 137C
Exons: 7
Coding region: 35-1306 (423 amino acids)
Biological process (GO): positive regulation of TORC1 signaling
Cellular component (GO): lysosomal membrane
Source: RefSeq, a predicted model, not a curated record